AUGGAGAAAGGUUGUUUAGCUUAUUUGGCACAUAUCCGUGAUACUAGUGCAGAUACUCUAUCUAUUGAUUCAAUUCCAGUGCUACGCGAGUUUGCAGAUGUGUUCCUCGCGGACUUGCCAGAUUCUUUCAUGAUAGUAUUCAUUGAUGAUAUCCUGGUGUAUUCUAGAAGCAAGGAGGAGCAUAAGAAACACUUGAGAAUUGCUCUUGGGGUACUGCGGGAUAAGAAUUUGUAUGCUAAGUUCUCCAAGUGUGAAUUUUGGUUGUCUUCUAUGUCCUUCUUAGGGCAUGUAAUUUUGAAGGAAGUCAUCAUGGUGGAUCCGCAGAAAAUUCAAAUAGUCCGGGAAUGGGCUAGGUCCACAUCAGUGACCGAAAUCUGUAGUUUGGUGGGUAUGGCUAGGAAAAUAAGUUUGCAGCAUGUGUUCACCCAGAAGAAUCUGAACUCUAGGCAGCUGAGAUGGAUGGAACUACUGAAGGAUUAUGACAUUACCAUUCUAUAUCAUCUUGGUAAGGCAAAUAUGGUGGCCGACGCGUUGAGCAGGAAGUCAGCUAGGAUGGGAAGUCUAGCUCGUCUGAUCUCUCUGGAGCGUCCGUUAGCUAGAGAGGUUCAGACUCUGGCUAACAUUUUUAUGAGGUUGGAUAUUUCUAACCCAGGCAGGGUGUUGGCUUGUGUUAUGGCUCGGUCAUCGUUUCUUGAGCAUAUUAAGGCUAAGCAGUUUGAGGAUGCUAAGUUAUGUAAAAUCCGUGAUAAGGUGUUGCGUGGUGAGGCCAAGGAGGCCGUGAUCGACGAAGAGGGGUUGUUAUGGAUUAAGGGGCGAGUUUGUGUAUUACGUGUGGGUGAUUUGAAUAAGACUAUUCUAGCAGAGGCUCACAGUUCGAGGUAUUCUAUUCAUCCUGGCGCUACUAAGAUGUAUCAAGAUCUGAGACAACAUUACUGGUGGGCUAGGAUAUAG
This is a messenger RNA of Lycium barbarum (goji berry), 951 nucleotides long. RefSeq lists its product as uncharacterized. The record is from RefSeq and is a predicted model, not a curated record. Bases 1 to 951 code for a protein of 316 amino acids. NCBI's taxonomy places the organism in Eukaryota, Viridiplantae, Streptophyta, Magnoliopsida, Solanales, Solanaceae. The transcript has 4 exons.